GGCCUUUUCUCAGCUUGUCUUCAACCCGGGAGCUCAGGGGUCCAUGCAUAAUUUCACUAAAAUAAAAUAGGCAAUAUUUAUAUUUAUAAGCAAAUUAACAAAUUGCAGAAUCGAUAAUUAGACUUUGAAGAGUGGGAGUGGGGGGUUCGAAUUGCCUAUAGCUCUCUAUCCUGCCUUUGUAAAACCCUUUCUUCGCUUUUCUUCGCUUUUCUACAUUUUUGAGAGAGAAAGAGAGAGAGAGAGAGAGAGAGAGAGAGAGAGAGUAACAAAAUCGAAGGGGGCGACGUACGGCCCGGGCAUUUUCAAGACCCAACGGAGCUCAAUUUGAAACCCUAAGAACCCAAAUCUUUGAAACGAGUUGUGGCAAGCAUUUCGUGUUUGAGUCCUAUCAUGAUGCAGUUAAUGUAUGCCUGUAAUUGCUGAAGUGUUUCUGGGCAAUAAGUGCUCUGAUCUUCUCAUUUACUAGGGAUUCGGAUCUUUAUAUACCAUAAACAAGCUGAGUAUUAAAUUUCUUCUGAUAAGAUUCAAUGGAACUAGAAGUUUCAUCACCAAAGGCAGGAGUACUUUUGCCUUCUGACUGUGUCAGUGAUCCUGAGGAGAAAGAAAUUAGCGAUGAUGAUGAUGAUGAUCGUAAUCAUAAGCAUCGUAGGUGGGAGACACGGUCUCAAUCUUUAGAGAGAGAUGCCCUGGAUCAAGUUUUAACAAGGCCGUACAGAAAGCGAAACAGACCCUUCGAAAACAGGCACCCUUACAGGGAAAAUGAUUCUCUGGAGAAAGAUCUUUCUGCAAAGUUUGACAAAAGACGCCCUGGCUUAGCUAUAUAUUCCCGAGCUCCUUUGGAUUUGAAUCAAAGAAUUGGGGUUAACCAAUCAUCAUCUACCGAGACCGGUCCUGGUAGGGGUAGAGGAAGGGAAUUUGGUUCGUGGAGCCAUCUUGAUUCUAGGUUCAGCUCAGUUGAGAUUGCUACUCAAAUGGUUCAACAGAGAUCUGUUCCUCCAAGUCUGUUUGCGGGAAGGGGAUUACCAAAUGUUUCACAUGCGCCGAAUGCAUCCUGGAGUGCAUUUGGAUUGACUUCAGGAAUACCAAAUGGUGGUUUAGAUACACUCCAUUCUCUUGGUUUGCAAGGAACGCUCAGACCACCAAUAAAUGCUUCAUUGAAUAUGGGAAUUGCACGCCAACGAUGUAGAGACUUUGAGGAGCGUGGCUUUUGCCUAAGAGGAGACAUGUGUCCAAUGGAGCAUGGUGUCAAUCGAAUAGUUGUAGAAGAUGUUCAGAGCCUUUCACAGUUUAAUCUCCCUGUUUCGCUUCCAAGUGCACAUCUGUUGGGAACACCUGGAUCUUUACCAUCAGUUAGUGCUCCUUCAAGCUCAUCAAUGAAUAGCAAAGGUUUACAUAGCAAAAUUAGCAAGCCUGGAACAGUGGACAAUGGGUUGGGUUUGAAUGGUGGUUUCACUGGUUAUGUUAGUGCAGGUGGAGCUGAUUUUUAUGAUCCUGAUCAGCCCCUGUGGACAAAUGAUUGUCCGGAACCGUCAACUGUUCUCCAUUCUUUAAAUCCAUCCAAGGUUGAUGAAACUGAGUCUUCGUUGGAUAUUGACCCCUCUGACCAUAAUCAUGUUGGAUUAUGUGAUGGCUCUGAUAAUAAACGCCCAAUUAGAAGUACUGCAACUGCUGCUGGACCUCAGAAUACAAGUUUGUCGGUAUGGGGAAGAAUCGGUGGUUCGAAAAAUAGAACAGAAAUUAUAGACAAAAUUGAUUCCACAAUUAAUUCCUCAAAUAAUGUUGAAAAUGAAGCAAGGGAAUAUCAGGAGCCAUUAACAAGUCCUCAAGGUGCUGCCCGUCAGGGGAAGCGGACAAUUGCGGAUGGCAUUGGUUCACAAGCUAUGGAUUCCUCUCUGAAGACACAAGGUGAUAUCGCGCAUAACAUCCGAAAACCAUCUCAAAAGGCCCUACGCACACUAUUUGUCAAUGGCAUUCCUCAUAAAAACAACAAAAGGGAGGCUCUUCUUUCACAUUUUCAAAAAUUUGGAGAGGUGAUUGACAUUUAUAUUCCAUUGAAUAGUGAACGGGCAUUUGUUCAAUUUUCUAAGAGAGAAGAGGCAGAGGCUGCUCUGAAGGCACCUGAUGCUGUAAUGGGUAAUCGCUUUAUCAAGCUAUGGUGGGCUAAUCGGGACAGUGUUCCAGAUCACGGAAUGAGUAGUGGCAAUAAUGUAUCCAUAACUCCCCGUGCUGUGAAAGUUGCUUCAGUUCCAUCUUAUCCUUUUGUUGCUAACAAAGAAAAAGAUGGAGCCCCAGAAGCUACUGUUGCCCAUGUUGUUAUUCCUGCCUCUGAUCAGCCUAAGCCAUUGGUCACUAACAGCCCCAAAGCUCCACCUUCUUCACAAAAGAAGCUGGAGAGUUUAGAGCUUUUGAAGGAGGAACUCCGUAAGAAGCAGGAAAUGCUUGAUCAGAAACGGAAUGACUUCCGGCGCCAAUUGGAUAAACUUGAGAAACAAACUACAGGUCUCAAAGGUGAAGUAGCAUCUGAGCAGGCCACUAAAAGAUUGAAAGUGGGAACAGUAGCUGAUUUUUCAAUAGCUGCAACACUGAAGUCCAAUAAUCCUGGUACUGUUUUGGCAUCACCACAAGUUGAGGCGGAGGCAGAUAAUAAAAAAUCUGCUGAGAAUGUUGUGCACCACCAUUCCAAUUCAAAAGUGGCACUGCAGGAACCUUCGAGUUUGAAGCAGUCAGUUCGUCCUUUGGCACCGGCUGGUGCUCCCUUUAUCAUGAAUAGAUUCAAACUGGACAACCGCCCAACCGCUUUUAAAAUUGUUCCACCUUUACCAACGGGUUUCGCAAAUGUUACUGUUUUGAGGGAGCACUUCUCAAUAUAUGGUGAUCUUUCUACCAUUGAGCUAGAAGAUUUAGAAUCUGAUGACUCGGAGACCAAAAAUGGCUCAGCUCAUAUAUCUUUCAUAACACGUCGUUCAGCUGAGCAGGCGUUUGUGAAUGGCAAAUGCUGGCAAGGCCACAAUUUGCAGUUUACGUGGCUGAUGCCUAAUAAAUCUAGCAAUGACAAUGGUAGCCGAGAAAACCCCCCAGCUGCUUAUAAGGGGCUGUCAGAGACCAACAUGCAGCCUGCAAGUGAAGUUGCAUCCACUGUUUCCCAGGAAUCAGCUGACCCUCCAUCUGCUUCUAAGGGGCCUUUAGAUGCUGACAUGCAGCCUGCAGAAGUAGUUUUAUCUACUGUUUCCCAUGAAGCAGGUGACCCACCUGCUUCUAAGGGGCCUUCUGAUACUCACAUGCAGCUUGCAGGAGAAGUUUCAUCCAUUGUUUCUCAGGAAGUAGCUGUUUCAGGAAAUGGAUCUUCUGAAAAUAUGGAAGGAAGAGAAUGGGGUGGCCCUGGUGGGGAACAUAUGGAAUGGGAGGAAGAUUUCCAGUCCAGUUCAUCUGCAAUGUCAUCUGAGAAACAGUCACCACCCAAAGGCAAUGUUUGUUGAGGAUGGCCUAGUUGUCAGAUUUGUGCAGCGAGGUGUACAUCACUACUUUCAGAAACUGAGAAACGUCUGUCUGAAUUUUCUAGCUACUCUUUCUGGAUUCGUGCUUAAAUCAGGAUAAUUCUUAUAUAAUUCAAAAUAGUUGAAGAACUUAACAACAAUUUUGACAUUGGAAUUCCAAUGCAAAAGGUUCAGGUUUUCAUGGUUGAAGGAGCUUAUCCAGGAAAGCAAAUUCAUUGCUUCAAGAAGGUUCAUUGCCUUAACUUCUCUCUUGCUUAUAAAGAAUAGGUUUCCUGCUGUAAAUUUCUUUAGUUAGAGUCAUGAAGUUGUCAACAUGUAGUAGAUUUUGCUUCUGGUUAUUUCUAAUUGGGUUGUCUGAAGCAUUCUUUUGUUGAGAAGGAUAUGAAAAUGUUUCUUGAGAAGAAUAUGUAAAAAGAACCGUCUUGCAAUUGUGUCCUAGAGUUUACUAAAAGUCAUAUAGAUUAGCAGCAUGCUACUUUUUGAUUUGUUACAUGUUUUUUUUCAUAUGACAAGAUCCAUUCAACAGCAGAAAGUAGGAAAAGAUGGGGCUGCUGAUUGUAAUAUUGCAUUGCAUCUGCUGGUCCAGGCCCAAUGUAUUCCAAUUUUUGUUUUUGAGCUAUUUACUGGCAUUCAAAAAGUGUAAGGGGCAUUUUUUAGCAACUUGGUGUGACAUUUUUCCGCAGCCUGUAUAAAAAUGUAUGUUUUUAACCUUUCUUCUAUAAUUUUCCACCAAUCAAAUGGUUUGGAAAGAGGUGAUGUGGACAUCAGUUGAAGCUGAAUUAUUGUUUGAAUUCAUACCUUUUAUACUAGUCUAUUGAAUUAUUGACGUUCCUGGCUUUUAGAUUAA
Messenger RNA from Cornus florida, 4341 nucleotides. RefSeq names its product zinc finger CCCH domain-containing protein 41. The transcript is spliced from 7 exons. The record is from RefSeq and is a predicted model, not a curated record. Gene Ontology annotation, cellular component: nucleus. Bases 528 to 3476 code for a protein of 982 amino acids. Lineage: Eukaryota; Viridiplantae; Streptophyta; Magnoliopsida; Cornales; Cornaceae. Gene Ontology annotation, molecular function: metal ion binding; RNA binding.